UCAGCUGGCCCGGCUAAUUACUCGCCACAACCCAGUGAUCGCAGAGUAUUGCCGAUGGAGGAGAGAAUUGUAUGUAAACAAUACAGUUCUCUCCUCUGUCAGCUCCUGCAUACUGCUUUGUAUGGCUCUGCAUAGCAGAGCCAGUUGAAAGCACACACAGCACAUAAUGUGAAACAGCACACAGCACAGUUAACCCUUUGAUCGUCCCACAUGUUAACCCCUUCCUGCCCAGUGCCAUUAGUACAGUGUCAGAGCUUUUUAUUAGCACUGAUCACUGUAUCGGUGUCACUCGGGAUGUCAGUGACACCCAAUCAGUUCCCCCCAGUGUCAAAAUACCUGCCACAGUCGCUCAGUUCCGCUAUAAGUAGCUGA
Molecule: messenger RNA, 372 nt
Organism: Staurois parvus
Lineage: Eukaryota; Metazoa; Chordata; Amphibia; Anura; Ranidae
Source: the annotation of a GenBank genome assembly